This is a messenger RNA of Dama dama (fallow deer), 1139 nucleotides long. RefSeq names its product TPD52 like 3 (gene TPD52L3). The coding region runs from base 411 to 1139 and encodes 242 amino acids. Gene Ontology annotation, cellular component: cytoplasm. NCBI's taxonomy places the organism in Eukaryota, Metazoa, Chordata, Mammalia, Artiodactyla, Cervidae. The transcript has 5 exons. The record is from RefSeq and is a predicted model, not a curated record.
UUGUCCCUAGAGUGAGCCACAGCUGACCCUGCCUCUUCAGGAGACUCUCCAAUACAAGCAGAAAGAGAAGAGGAAUCAGUGCAAAUGAAGGUCCAUUUGGAAUUCCAAUAGAAGAAUCAAGCACAGCCACCACCUCCCACAACUGAUAACUGUGUAUGUGGACAGACGUGCCUUCAGAAAUAGUUUUUAAAAUGGCUGCUGUGAUGGAAAGAGGUCCGUACACGGAGUCAGAUUUGGUUUGAAGGCCAGAACCAGUCACCUACUGAGGUAGGAGGGAAAGUUCCUCUCCCUGACAACUGCUGCAGUAUCUACCUCACAGGGACGUUGUGAUGUCGAAACCACUAUGAAUACUGGAGGCGCAGCCAGGACAUUCACUCAUUGGCCAAGGCGUCCGUUCUACCAGCCAAGACAUGGAUCCUUCCUGCCUAGAGUCCCACCCCACCCUAGAGUCUGACCCGGAAGGCCUAGACUUCAACUCUGCUGGCCAAGACUGUUUCUCCUCUGGUCACGAGUUCGACUCUGUCUACCAAGAACUGGACCUGGACUCUCUUAAUGAAGAUCUUUCUCAGUCUAUGCCAGACGCCUUGACAGAGACCUCUGCAGGCCCUUAUGAAUCCCACUCGACUGCCAAACCAGAGGAUCUUACUGAGGCAGAGCAGAAGGAGCUCAAAUCUGAGCUCACUAAACUGGAGGCAGAAAUUGUAACACUACGCCAGGCGCUGGCAGCUAAAGAAAGACGCUGCGUGGAGCUCAAGAGGAAGCUGGGCCUUACGGCCUUAGUGGGGCUGAGGCAGAAUCUGUCCAAGAGCUGGCACGACGUUCAGGUCUCCAACGCCUACGUGAAACAAAAGACGUCAGCUGCCCUGUCCACCAUGAGCUCUGCCAUCUGCAGGAAGCUUGGAGACAUGAAGAAAUCAGUCACAUUCAGAUCCUUUGAAGGUCUUAUGGGGACAAUCAAGUCCAGAGUCGCGGGUAGCAGAGAGCUUGGCCGUGACUGUCUUCCUUCUUCAGCGGGGAGUGGGGAUGAUCCACUCCCAGUUUCUGGGAGUAGGGAUGAUCCGCUCCCGGUGUCAGGGAGUGGGAAUGAUCCAGUUCUGGCAAGUAGGGAUGACCUACCCCCCUUUCUGGAGCCAGAAUGA